Molecule: messenger RNA, 1152 nt
Organism: Sabethes cyaneus
Lineage: Eukaryota; Metazoa; Arthropoda; Insecta; Diptera; Culicidae
Exons: 7
Coding region: 1-1152 (383 amino acids)
Source: RefSeq, a predicted model, not a curated record
AUGGAUGCAGCACAAGCAGCAGCAGAAGCAUUCAUGAAACCAACAACAGUUUCCACGUUGGGUGGCGCGACGGAUUGUGGUGGGACUCUAGUGGGAAGGACGACAACGACGAUUGCGACGGUUCAAGAUAACACGCUGGUAAAAGCCUGGCAAAGCGGAAAUACUCUCCAGGCUCACCACACUAACCAGUUUUCCAUGUCGUGCUUCUUCCUUUUUCUCGCAGAAUCAUCGCUAGGAUUACGUAACGUUCGCGUCACGGUGCCGACAGCCAUCCGCAAGGGGGAAUCGGCGCAUCUGUACUGCAACUACGAGAUGGAGGACAAGGAGCGGCUCUACUCAAUCAAGUGGUACAAAGGCAAGCGGGAGUUUUACCGGUACACACCCCAGGAGCAGCCACCGAUGAAGGUGUUCCGAUCGGCCGGCGGAGUGGAAGUCGAUAAUUUACUAUCCAAUGAAAGCCACGUAGUCAUUAAAGCAGCAAAUGUAUCGGGGAAGUUCAGCUGCGAAGUUUCAGCAGAUGCGCCAUCCUUUCACACUAUAAUAGUUUCCGGUGACAUGGAAGUAAUAGAACCACCAGAGGAUAAACCGGCAAUCAUCGGAGUGCAAUCGCGGUACCGUCCCGGAGACAUUUUACGAGCCAAUUGCUCGUCGUUACACUCCAAACCUGCUACCAAUCUGACUUGGACAAUUAACGAUGUACCGGUUCUGCCACAGCAGACGCGACAAUACAGACCGAUCAGAGAUGUCAGUACGGGGUUGGAAACGUCAAUACUGGGGAUCAAUGUGAUGGUCUCCCACAGUCACUUCGUCAAAGGCAAGCUGAAGCUCAAAUGCGACGCCGCGAUACAUCAAAUCUACCAUGAAAGCACGGAGCGGCAAUUAGAGGAAGAUCGACCCCGCAUAUUGGCCACCGGUUCAUCCAGUGGGCACAACAUGAACCUAUUUCAGAGUAGCGUGUACGACGGAGAGCUGACCGAUCAGGGCGAUCGGUAUCUCACGAUGAACGGGUAUAAAGCAGACAAAUCCUCGCCCCCGACGACUUCGUCCGCCGGCAUGAUGGUCGGUUCGUACGUGAAGGUUUGCUGGAUCACCUUCUACAUCUGCACCAUUUGCACCGUGCUGUUGUACUCGCUGCGGGUCGGAAUAUCCUGA